Messenger RNA from Sinocyclocheilus grahami, 945 nucleotides. RefSeq names its product UDP-glucuronosyltransferase 2A1-like. The record is from RefSeq and is a predicted model, not a curated record. The transcript has 2 exons. Lineage: Eukaryota; Metazoa; Chordata; Actinopteri; Cypriniformes; Cyprinidae. Gene Ontology annotation, molecular function: glucuronosyltransferase activity. The annotation marks the transcript as partial.
CUGCUUUAAUGUCAACAAAACAUUCAGAAAUAGCUUAAUCUUACAUUAAAAAAAAAGAAAAGAUAAAUCAGUAGAUACCUUUUACAUGAACAUUUAUUGAUUGAUCUCAACCAUACCUUUGCUCUUGUGUGUUAAUAAUUAUACAGAGUGCUACAGUAUACGAUUGUGGGACACUGAGUGAUCUCGCUAUCGCUGGCAACCAUGAGACUCGUAGUCGGUUUUCUUUCUCUGCUCACUGUGUUCGGCCCUGCAGAAUGUGGGAAUGUUUUAGUCUGGUUUACUGAGGGCAGUCACUGGAUCAAUCUGAAGAUUGUGUUGGAAACGUUGAUUGACAGGGGACACAGUGUCACUGUGCUGGUGCCAGAUGCCUCUCUCUUCAUGCAUGCCAAAGAAUCAGAUCGCUUCUCCUACCAGCCAUUCAAUGUGUCUAUAUCUGCACGGGACAUAGAGGACUCCUUUGAGGAUUUUUUACAUUUCUCAAUGUAUGAGAUGGAACAGUUAAACUUACUGCAAAUUUAUAUCAAGUUCUACCAGCUUUUCUCCAAAGAUCUAGAUUUGUGUUUUACAUACUGUGAUGGUACUCUGAAGUCUCCAGCGUUGAUCGGCAAACUGCAGCGUGGGAAGUUUGACGUCAUGCUGUCGGAUCCGAUCUAUCCAUGCAGCGAGGCUUUAGCUGAAAAGCUGAACAUUCCCUUAGUUUACACAUUACGGUUCUCUAUCGCCAACACUUUAGAGCGCAUGUGUGGUCAGAUACCAGCUCCACCAUCAUUUGUUCCUGGAACAAUGAGUAAACUCACGGACAAGAUGAGCUUUACAGAGCGAAUCAAAAAUAUGCUCUUCUACCUUUCUCAAGAUGCUUUGGCCAUUAGUCUGUGGAAAAAAAUCGACAACUAUUACACUGAAUAUUUUGGACGGCCCACUUCCUAUUGUGAGAUGAUGGGUAAA